Messenger RNA from Xiphias gladius (swordfish), 7905 nucleotides. RefSeq names its product nucleoporin 98 and 96 precursor (gene nup98). The record is from RefSeq and is a predicted model, not a curated record. Gene Ontology annotation, molecular function: structural constituent of nuclear pore. Bases 224 to 5758 code for a protein of 1844 amino acids. Lineage: Eukaryota; Metazoa; Chordata; Actinopteri; Istiophoriformes; Xiphiidae. Gene Ontology annotation, cellular component: nuclear pore cytoplasmic filaments; nuclear pore. Gene Ontology annotation, biological process: protein import into nucleus; post-transcriptional tethering of RNA polymerase II gene DNA at nuclear periphery; RNA export from nucleus. The transcript has 35 exons.
ACGUAGGACGUAUGAAAGUGCGUCGUGACGGCGGACAGUUUUCCCUCCUAGCUGACACGAAGCUAUCAGACGCUGCCGAUGUUUCGCUAAAGACACUUUGUUCGUUGAAAAUUUCGGAUUCUGAGGCUUUAACACUGUUGGAGGAAGGCUGAUAGAGAAACCGACCACCCAGAACAACGUUGUUAAAGGCAGAAGACUUAUGCAGUCCUGCUAGCAGGGCAAGAUGUUCAACAAGACAUUUGGUACUCCCUUCGGUGGAGGGACAGGUGGAUUUGGCAACUCAUCGACCUUUGGACAGCAAAACACAGGUUUUGGGACGACGGGAGGCUUUGGGACGUCUGCAUUUGGGACAGCCAGCAACACAGGAGGGCUGUUUGGUUCCACACAGAAUAAACCUGGUGGUCUGUUUGGGUCCAGUACAUUCAGCCAGCCAGCGACUUCCUCCACCAGCACCGGCUUCGGUUUUGGUGCAGCGAGCGGCACGUCCACCAGCUUGUUUGGCAACUCCGGAACAGGCACCAGCGGCGGACUCUUCUCGCAGCAGAACAAUGCCUUUGGUGCCAACAAACCCACAUCUUUUGGAAGCUUUGGGACGAGCACGAGCAGCGGCGGGCUGUUCGGGUCAACCAACACCGCCUCCAACCCUUUCGGUGGAACAAACUCCCUGUUUGGAGGCUCGGGUUUCUCCGCAGCACAGCAGCCAGGGACAACUGUAAAAUUCAACCCUCCAACAGGAAGUGACACCAUGGUGAAAGCUGGUGUGACCACAAGCAUCAACACCAAGCACCAGUGCAUCACAGCCAUGAAGGAGUACGAGAACAAAUCCCUGGAGGAGUUGAGACUGGAGGACUACCAGGCGGGCAGGAAGGGCCCCACCAACCAGAUGGCUGCAGCGACGGGCGGUCUGUUUGGUUCAGCCACAGCCACAUCCAGCGCCACUACUGGCCUGUUUGGCUCCACAGCCCCCAACACCAGCUUCUCCUUUGGACAGAACAAGAGCACCUUUGGAGCAACAGCGGCCGGCGGUUUCGGUACCACCGCAGGCGGGCUGUUCAGUCAGCAGCCCCAGCAACAAGCCGGAAGCCUCUUCAAGCCAUUUGGUCAGACCACCACCACACAGAACACCGGCUUCUCCUUUGGCAACACCAACACUAUGGGACAGGCCAACACCAGCACCAUGGGUUUGUUUGGGAACACGGCAGCGUCUCAGUCAGGCGGGUUGUUCGGCGCGGCUCAGACCAGCACUGCCACUGGCUUUGGGACGGGCACCGGGCUGUUCGGCCAAACUAACACAGGGUUUGGAAAUGUUGGCACACAGCCGAGUUUAUUCGGUAAUAAGACGACCGGGUUCGGCACCACCACCACCAGUGCUCCGUCCUUCGGCACCGGCACUGGGCUCUUUGGCAACAAGCCCGCCCUCACACUGGGAACUGGAACCAACACCUCCACCUUCGGUUUUGGUGCAAACCCUGCUGGAGGAAGUCUGUUUGGAAACAAGCCGGCCACUGGAGGACUGGGGGCCGGACUGGGAACCAGCUUUGGAACAGCAGUGGGCACCGGGCAGACGUCUCUCUUUGGGAGUAACCAGAACAAACUGGGCACCACGCUAGGAACGAUGGGAACAUUCGGAGGAACUGGAUUCAACAGUGGAACCGGCACCCUGGGCUUCGGAGCUGCACAACAACCCGUCGCACUCACUGAUCCGAACACAGCAGCCGCGCAGCAGGCCAUGCUUCAGCAGCAGCUCAGCGUUUUGGCAUAUUCACCGUACGGAGACUCACCGCUGUUCAGAAAUCCGCUGUCCGACCCCAAGAAGAAAGAGGAGCGCCUGAAACCAACCAAUCCGACGGCCCAGAAGGCUCUGACCACGCCCACCCACUACAAGCUGACCCCUCGACCUGCAACCAGGGUCCGCCCCAAGGCUCUGACUUCAUCCGCCUCCUCCAAAUCGCAGCUCUUCGACGGCCUGGAUGAUGACGAGCCCUCACUCACCAAUGGAGCCUUCAUUCCCAGGAAGAGUAUCAAGAAACUUGUGCUGAAGAACCUGAACAGCAGUCAGUACAGCAGUCAGACGGAGACCGACGACCUCGCUUCACCAUCAGAGUAUCCACAGAACGGACACAGCCUUGUGGAGGAGGAGGUGGUGCUGAGGGAGCUGGCAGGCCCCAGCAGCCGUGUAGACGACGACCCUGAGGUCACCCAGUUCUACGUCAACCCCAUCGCCAAGCCGAUCCCGCAGGGCCGCACCCAGACCAGCCUGCAGGACACCAUCGGUGACCUAAACAUGCACAAACCAGCGAGGAACAGCCUGGAGCUGAGCAGUGAUGACGUGUCGGCAUCUCUGGGGGAGGAGUCUCUGCAGGAGGAGAGGGAGGAGGAGCAGCAGGAGACCCGACAGUCUCCUCACCCAGCGGGCAUCGUCCUGAACCGUGUUGGUUAUUACACCAUCCCCUCGAUGGAGGAUCUGGCUGAGAUGGUGGACGAAAACGGAGAGUGUGUGGUGGAAAACUUCACCGUUGGCAGGAAAGGCUACGGCUCCAUCUUCUUCCCUGGUGAGGUGAAUGUUACGGGGCUGAACCUCGACGAGAUUGUCCACUUCAGACGCAAGGAGGUCAUCGUGUACCCGGACGACAAGAACAAGCCACCAGAGGGGGAUGGUCUUAACAGACGGGCAGAGGUGACUCUGGACGGCGUUUGGCCAAACGACAAGACGACCUGCACUCAGAUCAGGAGCCCCGAGCGUCUGACCGACAUGAACUACGAGGGUCGGCUGGAGAAGGCCUCACGCAAGCAGGGAGCCCGUUUCCUGGAGUACAGACCUGAGACAGGAUCCUGGGUGUUCGAGGUGGCCCAUUUCUCCAAAUACGGCCUUCAGGACUCUGACGAGGAGGAGGACGUCCCGCCUCAAGCCGACCCCAAGAAGCUGAAGACGAUGAUGUCACUUCCUCCCUCCAGGCUGCAGCAGCAACUUCCCCCCUCCCAGCAGCAGGUGGCGCCACAGGCUCAGUCCACUGACGUCGUGGAUCUUCCCGGUGGUGUGGCAGAGUUGGACAGUGACAUGGCCGAUAUCACCCAGAGCCUCCCGACAGAGAGCAUGCUGGGAGGAGAGGAGGGCGACCCGCUCGGGGGGGAGAUGGACACAACGGGUGGGAAGCUUGGAUUGAUCUCUGCAGAGCACGACAGCAUCUCUGCAUCCAGCCACAUAGCAUCAACGCUGGGGAUCAACCCGCACACCCUCCAGAUCAUGAAGGCGUCUCUGUUUUCGGAGGAUGAAGAGGGGAGCGACAUGUUUCAGGAUCAGGGAGCGAUGAAGGUCUCCACCGACAUCUCGUCCCCUCGCCUCGUCCUGCCGGGAGCUCAGAGUCGACCCUCCGUGGGUGGUCUCCUUCAGGCUCGUUUUACCUCCGGCCUCUUCUCUCAGCUCUCAGACUCUCCCCGCCUUACUCAUCCUCCUCCUUUUCUGUCUCGGGCGUCUCCGGCGAUCGUCGAAACCCCCCGGUCAUUACACUGGGCGGGACCGGCCCCCUCCUCCUUCCUGCUGCCCCCUCGAACUCCAGAGCCUUCGGUCAGGACGGUUGGCGUCCGGCGGCUGGGUGGCCCCGUCCCCCUCAAAGAGUCGGUCACUCUGGGGAAGGGAGGUUUGUUGAUGGACGCUGGGCUGUUUGCGGGUCGGUCCUUUCGGGUUGGGUGGGGUCCCGGCUGGACGCUGGCACACUGCGGCCACCGGCUGAGUUCACUACCCUCCAAACAGCUCGACCACCAAGACCUGACGGCCAAGACCGACUUCAGCUUCCUGCCAAAACCUGCAAGGAGUAAACCACUGAUAGAAAGCCCCUAUAAGGUGGUGUUGGAGCAGAUGGUGGGUCUGGAGCCUCCAGCACUGAAGACCAGUGAUGAGGAGGAGGAGGAUGAAGAGAGCCAGGUGGUGCUGCAGCGCCCCCUAGAGAUCUGCCUGGAGCACAGCACCAUCAGCACCACAGACGCCUCAGCCUGCCCUCUGGUCCGUCCGGAGCCCGGUGUGGCGGCGCUGCACAAAUACGCCAAGUGGAUCACAGAGCUGAACGACAAGCAGGGUGAAGCAGACCCCCUCCUUGGGUACUGGGCCGAGGUCUGGACCCUGUGUGAGGCCCUGUGGGGUCGCCUGGGCCCCGCGGACCAGGAGCCAGACAUCGAGAUGCCCAGUGACUACGAGCAGCAGCUCGAGAGAAGGCGGACCUUCUCGGCCUGGCUCUCCCACGGCGCCACCUGCAGGGUGGAGGAGGAAGUGACUCUGGCAGGGAAGGGUCGCCACACGGAAGCCAUCUUCAGCUACCUGACGGGCAACCGCAUCAGUGAGGCGUGUCGACUAGCACAGAAGGAAGGAGACCACCGUCUGUCCCUGCUGCUGUCUCAGGCCAUGGGCUCUCAGUACUGCCGGGACCUGCUGGCCCUUCAGCUCGCCGACUGGAACCGCAUGCAGACGGACUGCUACCUGCCGGAGGAACGACUGCGCAUCUUCACGCUACUCGCAGGGAAACCUGUGUGGCAGUCCUCUGACUCUGUGGUGAACGUGUGCUCUCAGUUGGACUGGAAACGCUGUGUGGCUGUCCACCUCUGGUUCAUGUUGCCUCCGACCGCCUCGGUGGCCGACGCCCUCGCCAAAUAUGAAGCGGCCUUCCAGGGCACAUGUGAAGGGGGGAAGUACGCCUGUGCCCCCCUGCCUCCGUACCUGGAGGCGGAGGAGCCAGACAUGGACGAUGAGGAGGAGGAGGACGAGGAGUCGUCGCCGUCGUCUAAACGGCCACUGUACGACCUGUGCUUCCACCUGCUCAAACUCUACAGUGACAGACACUACAGCCUGCAGCAGCUGUUGGACCCUCUGACGAUCACCUGGGAGCGUCUGGAUUACCGUGUGAGCUGGCACCUGUGGGGCGUCCUGCAGGCGCUGCACUACAGCCACCUGAGCGCCUCGCGGCAGGGGCUCCUCCACGCCAGCUACGCCGCUCAGCUGGAGAGCGCCGGUCUCUGGCACAUGGCCAUCUUCAUCCUGCUCCACAUCCCCGACCACGCUCAGCGGGAGCGGGCGGUAAGGGAGAUGUUGACCCUCCACUGCCCCCUGCAGGAGACAGACGACUCGGUCCAGAGGGAGCGCUUCCUGAUCGAGAGGCUGCUGAUCCCGGAGCAGUGGAUCCACGAGGCUAAGGCCACCCGAGCCCGCCGAGAAGCCGACAGACACCAGGAGGCCCUGCACCUGUACCGGGCCGGAUACUGGAGCCAGUGUCACCGGCUGCUGAUCCAGCAUCUGGCCUCAGACUGCAUCAUCAACGACAACCACGACUACCUGCUGGAGUUCCUGGAGGGGCUGGCGGUCCCGGAACACAGCAGCACCAUCCAGGACUGGGACACUGCAGGGAGGGUUUACCUGGACUACAUCCGGGUCAUAAAGACUCUGCAGGACAUCCAGCAGAUGGAAAACGCCGGUUACGAGUUGGAGCGUCUCUACACCGACGUGACGUCUCUCUGCAGCAGGAUCGAACUUCUGCCCUGCAGCACCGCCAGAGACCGCCUCGCCCAAUCAGAAAUGGCAAAGCGCGUUGCCAACAUCCUGCGCGUGGUGCUGAGCCUGCAGCAGGGCGAUGCGGCGUCCGACUCCCUCAGCAUCCCACUCGCCCAGCUGGCACCGCACAUCACCCGCCUGCCGAUGCCGGAGGACUACACGCUGGAGGAGCUGCGAGGCCUCACGCAGUCGUACCUGCGACAGCUCAUCGUCAGCCAAUGAGAGUGCAGAACACGAGCGGGACGGCAGACGCAUUGUUAUAAUUGUCAAUAAAAGCGUGAAAAGUUCUUCAGGUGUUGAAAUUCAGCUGCUCAGGCAUCAUGAAAUCCUGACGCAGAAAGGUUUCCGAAUAGAAAAAGGAGCAAAAAAACUUUUCAUCAGUUAAAGUCGAUUUGUCCUGUUCCCGAAAGUCUGCAAACGAUAGUUUGAGAACUUUAACCUGAAGCUUAUUCAGUUCAGCUUUGGACGUCGUCUGUUUGAGCUUCUUCAGCGCUUUCAGUUUGUCCACUGAAAAACAGGCACAAAGCUUCAAUAUGUCAUUCCUCACCACCUGUGAUCGUGUGUGUGUGUGUGUGUGUGUGUGUGUGUGUGUUAAUUCAGGUGAGCGUUUUAAAAGAUAAUCAACAGUAAACGACUCGAAAUGACUUAAUUUAAACUUAAUGCACCAGACCAGUGAGGUUUGUAAGUUUGAGCUUAUUCACUACAGAUCUCGCGUCUCAGUUCACAUCGGUUACUCAGUUUCAGAGCAGUGCCCCCCCCCCCCAAAAAAAAUGGUAUAUGGGAUCACAAGAUGAUUGAACAAAAAGCAAAAAGGUUUGUUUUCACCAUAUCAUCUUUAUCUUUUUUAUCAUCUAUUAUUAAUUUUUUGUUGAUCUACUAAUAGUUGCAGUUUUAGUUAUGAGAGGUCAGUCUGUAAUGACACUGACAAGUUAUCACGGUAGGUCACUCAGUAUCAAUGGUGGUCAAUCAAGUUUACCAGUGUCCAGGAACCAAAUUUAUAUAUUUUAUAAUGCAGCCGACGAUUCCUGCGACGGGUUACGCAGCUCAGUUGGUGUUCAAGAGGCUGUUGCUUGAUUUUCACACGAUGCAGAAACUAAUAGAAUCCAGUGGAUUUCUGCAGGACGAGGUAAAAGACACACACAAAGUCCUCAAACUGUCCAGCUCAAAUUUGAAGUGUUAAGGAGCUAAAGCUGAAAAACACACUGGUUUGGCCCUUUUUUAAAAUGGUCAGUUAAUCACUUUAUUUGUAGGCGCUGAGGGACGUGUAGAGGUCGGAUUAGAAUUAGAUUUACACUCAGUCAUUUCGAAGUUCUGUUACUGUUUAUUAUUUUGAAAGGUUCCCACAAACAGGCUUAUUGCCUUCUUUAACUGAGUUUCCUUCUCCGUAUGUUUGAAUAGCGUCUUUGUAACUGCACCAUCCUGUUCAUUCGACUGUGUAAAUGUAACUCUGAAUUACUCGUUUGACCUCCGCCCCCGCAGAAAGCGCCACGUUAUUGAUUAGCUCUGAAUUAGCUAAGUGCGUGUGUAUUCGGGGGGGGGGUCCCAUCUCUUCUCCAACAACUGACUGCUCGAUAUUUUUUCCUUCAAAGAUUUGGUUUUAUCGUGAGUAAAUAAAAGCGGCCGUUAGCUUAGCGUAGUGAGACAGCAGCAUCUGUUCAUCUGUCAAUAUGUGAAUAAAGAUGAUCUAUCUUAAUAUUAAAGAGCGGUGAUGUUGUACAAACAGGUUCGAUGUGCACAAAGUUGCUUUUUUGGAGACGACUCAGAGGAAAACUCAACAUGCAAAGUGUAAAAAGCCUAAUGGUCUAUUUUUGUAGAUUUCUCGUUUUUCAGUUUGGUUUGAAUGUAAAUCGAAAGUGUGUGCGCACGUAACCAGAGAUAAACAACAAACAAGUGUUUUUGUUUUUUUUUAAUUUUAGUAGCACUUCAUUACAGUUUGGUCGUCACAUUUUCUGAAGUGAAGAGUUUCCUUCCAAAACGAGCUGCCAACCAGAGAUUUCACUGCAUGUAAUUAUAUAAAUACUGUAUAUUUUUGGAAAAUCAAACAGGGAAUAUCAGGUCAUUUUUAUCCUCCACGUUUAAUUCUUCGUAAAUUGGAUGCAGAGUUUUUUUGGAAUGAAACCUUCCACUUACCGAUCGAUCGAUUCGUCAUUUUGCUUUUUGUUGUAGAUGAGCUGUCAGCUUGCCGAGAAUUUUUUUUUUUUUCCUCCCAUGAGUAAAAUCAGUUUCACUAUUUCUGCUCCACACGAUGUCUGUUUUUUCUCCUGUUAAACAGAAACAGCGUAUGUAGUUUACAUGGAUGGAUACUGCUUUUUGUGUGUGUGUGUGUGUGUGUGUGUGUGUGUGUGUGUGUGUGUGCGCGCGCAUGUUUA